GCGAGUCAGAGGACUAACCCUGCCCACUUUCCACUAAACCAUUCAACUCCAGCACAGUGUGCUUUGCUCUGCUCUGCUCUGUCAGGUUUCUCCAGAGCUCUGCUGCACAGCACACAGCAGCCCAGACGAGCACCAGGAGCUACACGCUGCGCAGGAGUUGCCUACAGCUGAUAAACUGCAGCUCAACUGCAGGAGCAGAUAUAUAUUUAUAUAUACCUGCAGGGGAACCAUCAGCUCUUCAUUCAGCUCUUGAACUUUAUCAACAUGACUGCUCCAUUCAGAUAAGGAUUAUUUUGGACUGGCCCCUCGUAUUGAUUUGACCAGUAAGCCAGAGCGCUGACUGUGAUCUGUUGGCAGUGGAGCAGGACAGAUUGCGUGAAGCCGAGACUGAGGUGUGAGUUUGCCGUCACUCAGGAUGUCCUCUUUCACGCUGAUGACAGGGGUGCUUAUCCUCUCCGGCUGUUUAUCAGGUGGCUGCUCACCCACGCUGGCCGAGACACUUGUGCCGGGCACAGAGGGGCAGCACCUGCAGCAGCAGGAAGUUGGGUCUCUGGAGGGUGAUCCCGUGACCUCCUGUCCCUCCUGUGCUCUAGCCCAGAGACAGAGAGACUCGGUGGGCUCGGAAGAGCAGACUGACAUGGUGGAGGCGGUCAAGAGGCACAUCCUCAAUAUGCUGCAUCUAAAUGCCCGUCCCAACAUCACACACCCGGUGCCCCGCGCCGCCCUGCUCAAUGCCAUCCGUAAGCUGCAUGUAGGACGGGUGGGGGAGGAUGGCACGGUGGAGAUGGAGGAAGAAGGAGGGGCACUCGGACAGCACAGAGAGCUACCUGAGGAACAGCCCUUUGAGAUCAUCACCUUUGCAGAGCCAGGUGAUGUCCCUGAUGUUGUGAAAUUUGACAUUUCCAAGGAAGGCAGCACUCUGACUGUGGUGGAGCAGGCCAAUGUGUGGCUGUUUCUUAAGGUAGCCAAGGGCAACCGAGGGAAGGGCAAGGUGUCCAUCCAGCUACUGACACAAGGGAAGGCUGACCCAAGCUCUGCUAACGGGCCUCCGGAGGUGGUUGUGUCUGAGAAGACAGUGGAUACACGGCGCAGCGGCUGGCAUACACUACCAGUUCCCCGCACAGUGCAGGCCCUGCUGGGCGGGGACAGAAGCUUGCUCAGUCUGCGCAUUUCCUGUCCAAUGUGUGCUGAAGCCUGUGCCACGCCCGUCAUGGUGCCUGUGGAGGGCAACAAGGGCAGGGAGAGAGAGCAGUCUCACCGACCUUUCCUCAUGGUCAUCCUCAAGCCUUCUGAAGAGCACCAGCACCGGCGCAGCAAGCGUGGCCUUGAUUGUGAUGGCAAAAUCCGAGUCUGCUGUAAACGACAGUUCUACGUCAACUUUAAAGACAUUGGAUGGAGUGACUGGAUCAUUGCUCCAUCUGGAUAUCAUGCAAACUACUGCGAGGGGGACUGUCCCAGCCAUGUGGCCAGCAUCACAGGCUCCGCCCUCUCCUUCCAUUCCACCGUCAUAAAUCAUUAUCGAAUGCGUGGUUACAGCCCCUUUAACAACAUCAAGUCAUGCUGCGUGCCCACACGCCUACGGGCCAUGUCCAUGCUCUACUACAACGAGGAGCAGAAGAUCAUUAAGAAAGACAUUCAGAACAUGAUAGUGGAGGAGUGCGGCUGCUCAUAAGACUCCUGAUAAACAGUUCUGAACUAUCUUGAAUGUUGGUACAAAGCACAUAUCUCAGAGGACUGGCAAUCUGUGUUCACCCACAAACUUUUGAACUGCAAAAUUGGGCAACUUGUUUGUUUAUAGGUCAUUUCAAUAGGACUCUAAGUAUUGGAAUGGUCUUGUGGCACUUUCAUAUAUAAAUGAAGGAUGAGAAUAAAGCAUAAUAUAUUUUUUAAUGAAGGGAGACAGAGACUGAGAGGGAACUGGUGCAUGGGUUAAUGUGUCAGUCCUGAUUCUCUACACUGCAAUAAAGAGACAAUUAUUCGGAAUUGUGGAAUUCUAUAUUCUGAACAAAAGAACAAUGCGACUCUAUGCAAGUCAAGUAUUAUUACUGGAUUUUGAUCAUUUUUUAUUAUUUGUCUUUUAGCUUUUGGUUUUAUGUUGUUUUUAUUGUCAACCCUUUCUUACAAAAAGUCAUUGUUUUAGUACAUCUUAAAAAAAGUAGUUUGUUGUUGUUGUUUUUUCGUUUCUGUUGUUUGUUUGUUUUUUUGUUUUGUUUUUUAAUACUGGAACAAAAAUUAGUUUGACCAGCUGCUGGUGCCAAACUACAUUAUUGUUAUUUUUAUUAUUAUAUUAUGAAUUACCUAUUAUUAUUUUCCUCCUAAACAUUAUGAAUGUUGAUGAAAAGAAAUAUGAAUUUGCACUACGCCAAUAUUUCUACAAUCUUAGCCCAGAGCAGGACAGGCUGCAUUCCAGUUGCCAUUUCAGAGAGUAGAACUAUAUGCAUUUGGAACUUACACAUAGUAAACCAAAGACCAUACACAUCCCAUUCUCAGAGCAAAUCCCCAAAAUGCCCAGGUCUGUGAAUUUAUUGAAAUUAGCAACAAGAGUGUAUAGACAACAUAAUGCACCAUUAACACAAUAUAGCACAUAAUAUAACUUUUUGUUUGUUUGUUUAUUUGUUUUUUUCUGAAACAGCCUCUUUAUGUUUAAUUUUUACUCUUUAUGUUUCAGCAGUGUUUGUCUCAACCAAUGUAUAACAAAGGUCUUAGAAUCUGAACUGAAAACCUAGACCUCAAACGUUAUUUCAACAGAAACUUUCAGUAAAGAGGGUGGCAAAAAAUGACCUGGCAAUGGAAGGUUUGCUUCCAUCAGGGGCAAAGUUCAAGACACUAAAGGAAGCUUUCAGAUAUAAAAAGAAACUUGCUCUGUUUUAUGUAGAGUUAUACAACAUAUGGUGAUAUGUUGCUAUGUUGUACAAAUCAGAAUAUGUGCUUAUGUUUUAUAUCUAAUUUAUUUUGCAGCAUAUUCUUUGCUUCACUAUUAAAGCUAAAUUGUACAAAUACACCAUUUGGUUUAAGUCAACAAUGUGUAUUUACUAGACCAGAUGAUAAGCUGUCUGCCAUAUUUUCAACACUAAAUUCAAAAUAGUUUGGCUUUCUUGUUUUCACUGAAUGUAGUCUAAUUAUAAUUUUACAGAUUGAUUGACCAAUCAAAGCAGAUGCUGUGCGAACUUGUGAAAACUCCUAAAGACCCUUGUUUGCUCUCAUUUUAGCCACACAGCAGCUGUCUAAAGGGUGAUUUUAACUGUAAGGAAUCAGAAAAACAGCUUUUGUCAUCUGAGAUCACCUCACAUGAUCAGAAAAUGCUUAAUGUUUACUCUGUUGCACACGCCCAGUGCAAGGAACUGUGCUAUUUGGGCUGGAAUAUUACAGGUAAAAAUGCAUUAAUUAUUCAUUUGAAAGACAACCAAUAUGGCAUUUAGCAAUGGCUGAUUCUGAAAAUUUUACCCACAAAAAGCUGUAGCUGUACUGUAGUAACAGUAAUUAUCGUUACUAACCCUAACACUAACUCUAAAGUGGCACAUUAUUUCAACCCUUUCAGUGGAAGUCUGAAAGUCAUAAACUUUCUAAGUAUAUAAACGAACUAAGUAUAUUUUGUUUUAAGUAAAGUCUGGUUGCAUCACUUAGUUUUGGUGUACCUUGAA
Molecule: messenger RNA, 3641 nt
Organism: Myxocyprinus asiaticus (Chinese sucker)
Lineage: Eukaryota; Metazoa; Chordata; Actinopteri; Cypriniformes; Catostomidae
Product: inhibin beta A chain-like
Exons: 2
Coding region: 416-1672 (418 amino acids)
Biological process (GO): BMP signaling pathway; SMAD protein signal transduction
Cellular component (GO): extracellular region
Molecular function (GO): hormone activity; cytokine activity; growth factor activity
Source: RefSeq, a predicted model, not a curated record